CACAAACCCCGUCGUAUUCCUUUCCACAUGCGGCAAAAGGUCUCAGAUGCGCUCGACACGUUAGAAAGUGAUGGAAUUAUUGAAAAAGUAUCAGAUGCCACUCCUUGGGUCAGUCCAUUAGUUGUUAUCCCAAAGAAAGAUGGUGAGAUCAGGCUAUGCAUUGAUAUGCGCAUGGCUAAUCAGGCAAUUCAACGCGAAAGACAUCCGACCCCAACUGUGGAUGAUUUAAUUCACAAAUUAAUCGGCGCCACCAUAUUUACAAAGCUUGAUCUUUGCUCGGGAUACCACCAGUUAUCUCUCGCUGAGGAAAGUCGACACAUAACCACAUUUGUAACGCACAAAGGACUCUACCGCUAUAAGAAGUUGAAUUUUGGCACCAAUUCGGCAAGUGAAAUCUUCCAACAUGUAAUUAGCGAACAAAUCCGUGACAUUCCGAAUGCCAUCAACAUUAGUGAUGACAUAAUUAUCUUUGGCAUAACACAAGCUGAGCAUGACAAAGCUCUUCAUAGAAUUUUUUGAGCGGUUUUCACUCAUUGGAUUAACCUUCAACAAAGACAAAUGUGAGUUGAGUCAAUCGCAGCUCACAUUUUUUGGUUUUGUCUUCUCAGGUGAUGGCAUUUCACCGGAUCCAGCAAAGGUUUCAGCAAUUCACAACUGCCCAUCUCCAAAUUCAAUUAAAGCUGUUCGGAGUUUCCUUGGGAUGGUGACAUAUUGUGCUAAAUUUAUCCCUAACUUCAGUGAUCUCACAAAGCCUUUGCGAGAAUUAACGAGAAAAAAUGUGCCUUUUUGCUGGACAUCUAGGCAUGCUAAAUCCUUCAACGCAGUAAAAGCUGCCCUCACAAGUGCAACAGUUAUGGCAUAUUUUGAUCAAACCAAGGAAACAGAACUUAUCACUGAUGCAUCACCUUUUGGUCUCGCAGCUAUUCUCACACAGAAAGUCCCAGGAUCAGACCAACGAAAUGUUGUUGCAUAUAUCAGUCGUUCGCUGUCGGAUGUUGAGAGACGAUACUGUCAAACAGAGCGAGAAGCUCUUGCAAUUGUGUGGGCAAUUGAACGCGUUUACAUAUCUAUCUAUACGGAGGACAUUUUACUCUGA
This is a messenger RNA of Paramuricea clavata, 1096 nucleotides long. The record is from the annotation of a GenBank genome assembly. NCBI's taxonomy places the organism in Eukaryota, Metazoa, Cnidaria, Anthozoa, Malacalcyonacea, Plexauridae.